Gasterosteus aculeatus aculeatus (three-spined stickleback) is the source of this 2299-nucleotide messenger RNA. Its product is annotated as fizzy-related protein homolog. The record is from RefSeq and is a predicted model, not a curated record. Gene Ontology annotation, cellular component: anaphase-promoting complex. Gene Ontology annotation, molecular function: ubiquitin ligase activator activity; protein binding; anaphase-promoting complex binding. Lineage: Eukaryota; Metazoa; Chordata; Actinopteri; Perciformes; Gasterosteidae. Gene Ontology annotation, biological process: positive regulation of ubiquitin protein ligase activity; anaphase-promoting complex-dependent catabolic process; positive regulation of anaphase-promoting complex-dependent catabolic process.
ACCGGGUGGACAAAACUCCCACAAUGCAUUGUAAUUUUGAUCUGAAAUAAACCGAAUUACAUUCGCUGCAGAUCUGGGAGUGAACAACUUGAAAUACAACGCUUAGUUUAUUAAUCUGAUCUAAUCCUUGAAUUGUUGGUCCCGUUCGGCGUUCGUGUGACGAUUUCCAGGGACUGGCUUUUUUUCGUUUAAGAUCACGUUACACUUAACGUGUCCAACUGGCCGGCCAGUGGCUGUCGGAUCAGGACUCGAGGAUGGAUUCAGAAUAUGAACAUCGCCUCCUCCGACAAAUCAACCUUCAAAAUGACAACCUGAGUCCCAUUAAACAGACACUGCGUCAAACACCCACCGGCUCCCCGUUAUCGUCACCCAGUAAGCUUGGAGACAGAUUCAUUCCAACCAGAGCCGGGGCCAACUGGAGUAUUAACUUCCACAGAAUCAAUGAAAAUGAGAAGUCGCCAAGUCAGAACAGAAAAACCAAGGAUGCCUCCUCUGAUAACCUUAAAGCAGACGGGCAGGCCUACUCUGCUCUCCUCAAGAAUGAGCUGCUAGGAGCAGGAAUAGAAAAGAUCCUGGACCCUCAGACGGAGGACAGGCGUCUGCAGCCAUCAACCCCAGAAAAGAGAAGUCUCUUCACCUAUUCGCUUAACACCAAGAGGUCGUCACCAGAAGAUGGCACCAACAUCUCCCCCUACUCUCUAUCACCUGUCAGCAACAAAAGUCAGAAAUUGCUGCGUUCACCGAGAAAGCCAACUCGCAAAAUCUCAAAGAUUCCUUUUAAAGUCCUGGAUGCUCCAGAGCUGCAAGAUGACUUUUACCUCAAUCUGGUGGACUGGUCGUCUCUCAAUGUGCUCAGUGUCGGGCUGGGUACAUGCGUUUACCUGUGGAGCGCCUGUACUAGCCAGGUAACAAGAUUGUGUGAUUUAUCCGUGGAGGGAGACUCAGUCACGUCGGUUGGGUGGUCCGAAAGGGGUAACCUGGUGGCAGUGGGGACUCACAAAGGCUAUGUUCAGAUCUGGGAUGCCGGUGCGGGGAAGAAACUCUUUGCCCUGGAAGGACACACAGCUAGAGUUGGAGCGUUAGCAUGGAAUGCCGACCAGCUGUCUUCGGGUAGCCGUGAUCGUAUGAUUCUUCAGAGAGAUGUGCGGACGCCUCCUCUGCAGUCAGAGAGACGGUUGCAGGGACACAGACAGGAAGUGUGCGGCUUAAAGUGGAGCACUGACCAUCAGCUGCUCGCUUCUGGUGGCAACGACAACAAGCUGCUGGUCUGGAACCACUCCUCGCUGAGUCCACUGCAAACGUACAUGGAUCACCUGGCUGCAGUGAAAGCCAUUGCCUGGUCCCCACACCAGCAUGGCCUGCUGGCCUCCGGGGGCGGUACUGCUGACCGCUGCAUCCGGUUUUGGAACACCCUGACCUCACAGCCGCUGCAGUGUAUGGACACCGGCUCCCAGGUCUGCAACCUGGCUUGGUCCAAACAUGCCAAUGAGCUGGUGAGCACACAUGGCUACUCUCAGAACCAGAUCUUGGUGUGGAAAUAUCCAGCUCUCACUCAGGUUGCCAAACUCACAGGACACUCGUACAGAGUGCUCUACCUGGCAAUGUCCCCGGAUGGUGAGGCCAUUGUGACGGGAGCUGGAGAUGAGACUCUACGCUUCUGGAAUGUUUUCAGUAAAACAAGGUCAACUAAGGAAUCCGUAUCCGUUUUAAAUCUCUUUACUAGGAUACGGUAACUUAAAGCAAAUUAAAACUCUUAAACAAGCACCUUGUGACAUUUUUUCACAGAGGAAAUGUCAGCAAGAGCAACUGAGCACUUUGUCUUCAUGCCAACAACUGUUUGGGCAACUUUUUUUUACUUUUAGGUUCUCAUUAUGAAUGUAGUAAUUUUUAUAAAAAUGUAUAAGUGGGUUGAGCACCUUUUUUUUUUUUGUAUGAACAACAAGAAUUUGUUGGCAUUACUUACUUUAUACAAUAUUGUGUUGUGGAAUCUGAAAUGAGCUGUUGUAGUUCUUGUUAAACUCAGGUCUUAUUUAUUUUACGCAACAGUGAAAGCCAACGCAAUUAGCUACAAUGGGAAAGAAAUGCCAUUACAUAUUAUGGCACACAUACAACAUGAAACCCUUAACAUAAUCACCCACUAUGGCCUUUACAAUAUGUGCACCAUGUUUACUGUGAUCCUUAGAAUACGAUGGUUGAGAUCAGCCGGAUGAUACAAUGCAGUUUUGCUCCUGUGGACAGAGUCCUACACUGCGCAGACAUGUACUAAGUACAUGAAGAAUUAAAAGAUGAUGCAACUGCA